Messenger RNA from Ilyonectria robusta, 1188 nucleotides. RefSeq lists its product as uncharacterized. NCBI's taxonomy places the organism in Eukaryota, Fungi, Ascomycota, Sordariomycetes, Hypocreales, Nectriaceae. The transcript has a single exon. Bases 1 to 1188 code for a protein of 395 amino acids. The record is from RefSeq and is a predicted model, not a curated record.
AUGCUCCGCAAAAAGGAGACCAUGACCAUCAUCACGCCCAUCCCGGGCUUUAUCCCGCGCCAGCUGGCCAUCGACAUGCUCCACUCCCACAGCGAAGUCAUCACCGUCAACCCGCUCGUCCUCAGCCACAAGCCCAUCUCGGCCCCGCGCAACGCCGCCGCCGACGAGUACUACUCGACGUGGUACGAGAUCACCGAGCGCAUCCAGUACGUCCCCGGCAUGGGCAAGAUCGGCUCCGGCAAGAUCUCCUUCAACGGCUGCUUCCACGACAUGCCCUGGGGCCUGCAGACGCACAUCUACGCGCCCAUGAGCGUCGACAUGCGCAACCGCUACCGCGUCCAGGGCAACCAGCCCGGCAUCGAAGCCCCCGAGGCCUCGGAGAUUGGCCUGGAGGAGCUGGGCGCGCCCAAGGACGGCCUGUACCUGCGCGAGGACAUUGAGAUCAAGUGCAACAUCACCAUGAUGGGCUUUGUCAAGGCCGAGGUAAAGAAGGCCAGCAAAGAGAUGAUUGGGCGCAUAAUCAAGAAGGCUGAGCUGCUGGACGCUGGCAUCCUCAAGGCCAUGUUCCAGGACGGAAGACUCAAGACCCUCAACCCGGCCGACCGGUCGAACACCAUGACCCAGACCCUUCUGCACCGCCAGACGAUGCAGCCCGACGCCUUCUCCCCCGGCGGCGUUCCUCCGGGAAGCCCCGGCCUGGUGUACCAGCAGCCGCAGCAGUCGCCACAGUUCCCCCAGUACUCGCGGCCCGGCAGCUCGUCUCAAUACCCUCAGAACCCUCAGAACGCGUACCAGGUGCAGCCGACGCCGCCUCCCCAGCUCCAGUACGGCGGCCCGCCGGUGCCGCCGAAGACAGGACCUCCGCAGACCUUCGCCAUGGAGCUCCCGGGCGACUACUACCACCCGGCCUCGUCGCGAUCCCCAAGCCUGUAUCAAGCACAGCCCAGCCCCGGCCAGCCCAACAUCUAUCGCCACUCGUCCACGUCGCAAGGAUCGGAUCCUCGAUGGUCACACCCUCAACCCAGCCCUGGGCUGUCGGACAACCAGAGGGCCAGCAUGUACUCCAUCGCCAGCACCCCGCCGCCGCCGGGUUACACCAACCCGGGAGUCGGCCAACAGACUUUUACGGCGGAACUAGCCGCCCACAACGAGACGGCCGAGGAGUACCGGGCGGGCCAAAAGUACUAA